Brassica oleracea var. oleracea is the source of this 1572-nucleotide messenger RNA. Its product is annotated as ethylene-responsive transcription factor CRF3-like. Gene Ontology annotation, biological process: regulation of DNA-templated transcription. The coding region runs from base 286 to 1374 and encodes 362 amino acids. The transcript has a single exon. The record is from RefSeq and is a predicted model, not a curated record. Gene Ontology annotation, molecular function: DNA-binding transcription factor activity; DNA binding. Lineage: Eukaryota; Viridiplantae; Streptophyta; Magnoliopsida; Brassicales; Brassicaceae.
GUUCAAAACAUCAUCAAAAUAGUAAAAAUCACUGUAGUUCCAAAACACGUUUUCUCUCUUUCUCUCUCUCACUCACCAAAAGAGAAAAAAGAAAAUCUUUGAUUUCUUUCUCACUUCAAACAAAAAAAUCUCGUGAUAUAAUUUUAUUCUUGAUUCUCUCGAAAUCUCCUCACAACAAAAAAAAAACAAACCCCGAAACUUACCGUGAUUCACAAGUUCUUCUUCCUUCUAUAAUCCCUUUCAUUUCGUUUUGUUGAUGCGAACAUAGAGAAAAAAAAAACUAAAAUGAUGGAAGAAUAUAUUGAUUUUCGACCACUGAAAUACACAGAGCACAAAACAUCAGUCACUAAAUACACCAAAAAGUCACCGGCAAAAAAUCCCUCCGGCGAAACUCGACCUGACUCAGUGAGAAUCGUUCGUGUCUCUGUAAUCGAUCCUUACGCAACCGAUUCAUCAAGUGACGAAGAAGACUUCCUCUUUCCUCGCCGGCGAGUCAAGAGAUUCGUUAACGAGAUCAAAGUCGAGCCAGCCUGCAACAACAACAACAUCAAUAUCACCGGAGUUUCAAUGAAAGAGAGGAGGAGACUCUCCGAUGAAACUCAAUAUCCGGCGACCAGUCGUCACCGUCGUCCACUCAAGGUAUCAAUCCCCUCCGCUCAAAAUGGGAGGAAAUUCCGCGGCGUUAGACAACGGCCGUGGGGGAAAUGGGCGGCGGAGAUUCGAGAUCCCGAGCAACGUCGGAGGAUUUGGCUUGGUACUUUCGAGACGGCGGAGGAAGCCGCCGUGGUUUAUGAUAACGCUGCCAUUAGACUCCGUGGACCGGACGCUUUAACCAAUUUCUCUAUACCGCCUCAAUCUCAAGAAGAAGAAGAAGAACCGGAACAACCGGUUAUUGAUAAACCGGAAAACAACAUUACAACGACGACAACAACAACAACAACAACAACAUCCAGUUCCGAAUCAACCGAAGAUUUUCAACAUCUUUCAUCUCCUACAUCGGUUCUCAAUAUCCAACCAUCAGAAGACAUACAACAACCGUUUAAAUCAGCUAAACCGGAACAAGAAACUUCAGAUGCACCAUGGUGGCAUAGCGGGUUUAGUUCCGGUUCAGGUGAAUCAGACGAUUCGUUCCCUUUGGAUACUUCAUUUCUCGACAGCUAUUUCAACGAAUGUCCACCUGAGAUUUCAAUAUUCGAUCAACCAAUGGGUCAAGUAUUUUUUGAAAAUGAUGAUACAUUCAAUGAUAUGUUCUUGGGUGGUGAAAUUAUGAUGAUGAACAUUGGAGAGGAGUUUACUUCAUCCAGUAUCAAAGAUAUUGGUUCAAUGUUCAGUGAUUUUGAUGAUUCAUUGAUAUCAGAUUUAUUACUGGUUUAAUAUCAUCAGCCAGAAGAAGCUUGAGAGAAACCAUGAGCAAAUAUCUACGGCGUGACUGAGAAAUUUUGAUGUUUUUAAUUAUUUCUUUUUAAUUUUAAUAACUUUAAAUUUUGUCUAAGAACUUGUAAAACAGUUUUUGAGAAAUAGUAGAAAAUAGUUAAUGAGUUUUGUUUUAUUGUUAUUUAAAUAUGUUGUUAG